AGGAUGGACGGCUGCAUAAGAAAGCUGCAGGGCAUCUUUAAAUUUGAUUAAAAUUAUCAUUGAAGGUCAAUACCCCUACACUAACUUGAAUGACAAGAGAAAGGAAAAGAAGACGAAGGGGAACUUUUAUUCGGUCAGGGCACCGCCAGAAGAAAAACUUGUCAAAAGAAAGGUCCCAAAGUCAGUGGGGACACAUCUUCCGCAAUGUUAUAAGUUGCGCCAUCUCAAUUAGUUGAGUUUUGUUUCGCCUUCUCCAAGCAGUGGGCAUGGGGUGGUCUCCAUAUAAGCAUGCACAAAGGAGGGAUUCUUGUCAUGGCAUUUGAAGUAUGGGAAGCAGAGAGCAAAGAAUCAUGGGUAAUUGCAAUGGUCUUCAAGGCAGAAGGAAAAGAUCAAAAAUGCCGAAGGACCAGAGGCUAGAUUCCAGUUGCACUGAUAUCCCGACUCAUGAGGGGAUAAAGACGGUAGGGAUCCACAAGGUCUGCGAGUUCUCGACUGGUUCGGUUCUGUGCUUGUGCGUGGUGACUUGGAACAUGAAUGGGAAGGCUUCCUCUGAGGACUUCGCAGAGCUGGUUGGCAGGGACCGGAGGUUUGAUCUCUUAGCAGUUGGAUUGCAGGAAGUUCCCAGACGCAACGUUGCGAGGCUAUUGCAGGCUGCUCUUGAUGAAACCCACAGUCUCUUGGGAGAAGCCACCAUGCAAUCUCUACAGCUAUUUAUCUUCGGCCCAAAGAACUCAGAGCCCUCCACAAAAGAGAUGAGGAUAGAUAAGCAUGCAGUCCGAGGCUGCGGAGGCUUGAUAGGCAGGAAGAAGGGGGCUGUUGGCAUCUACAUUAACUUCAAUGGGAUCCGCUUGCUCUUCAUUUCUUGUCAUCUUUCAGCUCAUGCAGCUCAUGCACGCAAUGUGGAGGAGAGGAAUUCACAGUGCAGGCACAUCUCACACUCGCUCUUCUCAAAGGACCGGAAUCCAUAUGCAAGGCCUUCACAUUUAACCGUGUGGCUGGGAGAUCUCAACUACAGAAUACAUGGUUUGAGUACGCUGCCGGUAAGGAGCUUGAUACGCAAAAACCUUCUCAGUCUGCUUACUAGCAAAGAUCAGCUUCUACAAGAGGCAGAAAAAGGACAGGUAUUCGAUGGGUAUUGCGAGGGGACCUUAUCAUUCAAACCUACAUACAAAUAUAAUGCUGGGAGCAGCAACUAUGACACGAGCUAUAAGAUCAGAGUACCUUCAUGGACAGACAGAAUUUUGUUUAAGGUGGAUGGUUAUUCUGGAAUCGAUGCAGUAUUGCACUCCUACGAGUCAAUGGACCAGAUUGAAAGCUCUGACCAUAAACCAGUGAAGGCUCAUCUUUGUCUAAAAUUCAACCAUGUGUGAAUAUUCAAAAGAGUUUUGCCAAAAAGAAAAAAGAAACAAAAAAAAAAAUCAGGAGCCCGGACUGCAACCAGGAAUUCAAACGAACACGUCGUAUGGAAGAGCGGAAGAAUGGAACGACACACUCCUCAACCAGAGCUGAAUCACACUGAUUCUUUGUCUGUAUAUAAUUUAUUGUCACUAAUGGAGUUUAGAGGACAAAAGUGGUUUCAGUGACAUACUUGAAAUUGUUGAUUGAUGUUUGCCAUGUUAUCUCGCUAUGUAAUGUGUCUCUUCAUGUAAAUGAUUUGAAGGCACAUUCUCUCCGUAUUAUAUAAAGAACACAUUUGCUUGUUA
Molecule: messenger RNA, 1703 nt
Organism: Phoenix dactylifera (date palm)
Lineage: Eukaryota; Viridiplantae; Streptophyta; Magnoliopsida; Arecales; Arecaceae
Gene: 5PTASE11
Product: inositol polyphosphate 5-phosphatase 11
Biological process (GO): response to abscisic acid; response to jasmonic acid; phosphatidylinositol dephosphorylation
Cellular component (GO): plasma membrane
Molecular function (GO): phosphatidylinositol-3,4,5-trisphosphate 5-phosphatase activity; phosphatidylinositol-4,5-bisphosphate 5-phosphatase activity; phosphatidylinositol-3,5-bisphosphate 5-phosphatase activity
Source: RefSeq, a predicted model, not a curated record